GUCACCCUUUGAGUGGCACUGGGCAGCUCCAGGCUGGGGACAGAGUAGGGCUGGCAUAGACUGUCACCCCCCUCCCCCUCUGACCCAACAGGGCCCCAGGACUACACUCCUCCGUCCAUCCUGCCGCUGUACACAGCACAGCCCACCCCACAAAGCCCUGCCCAGAGCCCUGCUGCACAGCACUCACCGUCCAGUCAGGCCCUGGGGCCCCGUCUCUGCAUCUCAGGGCACGAUGGCGACUCAGUACUUCACCUACAAGGGUGUCCUCUUCCCCAACCAGGAGUACUCUCCCGAGACCCUAGACUACAUAGAGGACCAGUUCCAGGUGCGGGAUGAUGAUGUCUUCAGCAUCACCUACCCCAGAUCAGGCACCAACUGGAUGCUGGAGAUCCUGAGCCUGAUCCGCUGCGAUGGGGACCCCAGCUGGGCGCGCAGUGUGCUGAACUGGAAUCGGGCCCCCUGCAUCGAGAGCAAACAGGGGCUGGAGGUGGCCCUUAAGUACCCAACGCCACGGCUGCUCAGCUCCCACCUGCCCCUCCAGCUCUUCCCCAGGUCCUUCCAGGGCUCACGGGCCAAGGUCAUCUACACCCUGCGCAACCCCAAGGAUGUGCUGACCUCGCUCUACCACUUCUCCAAGGCCCUGCGCCUCUUCAAGGACCCCGGGCCUGUGGACGCCUUCCUGCAGGACUUCCUCAGUGGCAGCCUCUCCUUUGGCUCCUGGUUCGACCACGUGGCUGGCUGGCUGGGCCUGCAGGGCCAAGAGAACUUCUUCUACAUCACCUAUGAGGAGCUGCAGCAGGACCUCCGGGGCAGUGUGGGGAGGAUCUGCCACUUCCUGGGGAAGGAGCUAAGCGAGCAGCAAACAUCCUCGGUGGUGGAGAACGCCUCCUUCCAGACCAUGCGGGAGAACCAGAUGUCCAAUGGCUCACAGAUCUCCGACACAAUCAUGGAUCACCAGAAGGGGCAGUUUCUUCGGAAAGGAGUCUGCGGGGACUGGAAGAACCUGCUGUCGGAGGAGCAGAGCCAUCGUGUCGAUGCCAUGUACCGGGAGCGGAUGCAGGGGCUGGGCAUCACCUUCCCCUGGGACUGACACCCCCCGACUCCUCUGUUCAGCCCCAUCCCAGGUCUGAGCCUCCACCGCCCUCCCCUGGGGAAAUCACCAGCUGCUGGAGUCUGUGUGAGUGCACAGGGGCCUGGCAGCUCCCCGACAGCCUGCCCCAGAGAGGCAGCUGGUCUGGGUUUGCCUCCCGCCAUCCCCAUCCGGAGCUCUGGGUCCCUCCCCAGCCCCAUUCAGGUCAUCCAUCAGGAACCAGCAGAGUCAGCUGCUGGCAAAGGCAGAUGGAUCCUGUUUGAACGCAUGUGACAUGCACAGCACAGGGCUGUAGGGUGGGACACGGCACUAAGGCAUCGUCAUCUCUGUUCCUGCCGGCGUGGGCAUGACUGCCAGGCUGGAUCUGGGGGGCAGUAGUGCAGUUGCACCCCCUUAGACUCCUGCUUCCCCCAGAUUUUCUAACUGCUGGAAGGGGCAGAGGCGUUGCUGUUCGGGUACUGCCGAGGGAAUAAAUUGAUUUUGUGGCUCA
This is a messenger RNA of Alligator mississippiensis (American alligator), 1580 nucleotides long. Its product is annotated as sulfotransferase 2B1. NCBI's taxonomy places the organism in Eukaryota, Metazoa, Chordata, Crocodylia, Alligatoridae. Gene Ontology annotation, biological process: sulfation. Gene Ontology annotation, cellular component: cytoplasm. Gene Ontology annotation, molecular function: sulfotransferase activity. The record is from RefSeq and is a predicted model, not a curated record. The transcript is spliced from 6 exons. The coding region runs from base 233 to 1090 and encodes 285 amino acids.